AUUUUUUAACUUUUUUGUGAUCUCGCUCUAGCUGUGUGUGUGUGUCUUUGCCUGCCACACACAGCGUAUCAUGACAUAAAACUACAGCACUCAAGCAGUUUGUCUUUCAUGCAGUCUGGUCAACAGUAGCAGGUGAGGAGUAAUCAGGAGUUCGUGGAGAGUGUUAGGUUGAGGCAGAAACACGGCGAGGAAGAGGAAGAUGGGGGCAGGGUUACUUUUAGUUUGCCCAAAAUAUAAACUGAGGAAACACGGCUGUGCACACAACCACAUCACCCCAGAGAUGAAAAGAAGAACUCAGAGUUUCAAUUUCUUAAAGAUGACUUCAGCAUUCAGGACCAACAACAUGAAAAGCAGUUUCCUGCUCAUUAUGUUCCUGCUGACAGCCUGUGAGAUGUCACAACAGAAUGAAUGCAGAACAUGGGUUGAAGUCACCUGCAAGACACUAAAAACUAAAGAAACACAUAAACAUAAACACAUAAAGUGUGAAAGCAACCAAAUCCCAAACGUGGUCUUCAUGGAACUUAACAGUGAGGAAUCCUGUAAGAAAAUGUGCAAAAAUUCAUCUGGCAAAGAGAAACCAUCUGUGAAACGCGUAUGCCUGAAGCAAUUUAAUCAAAUUGCGUACAGAACAACUAAAACCACGAUCAAAUGUGAUUAUGAAGGAGACAACAAACCAUUUUUUUUCUGCAAAGAGACUAACUCUGUCUGUGAGAACAUGGUAGAAUCUCCUCGACAGUCAAACAGCAGAUUCACUUUCACAAAGACAAACAGAAACUUCAGCCUGUCCAUCAGUAACGUGUCCUCACAGGAUGAAGGUGUCUACUGGUGUGGAGUGAAAUUAAAAAAAGAGGUCGCGCUCCAAAAAAUACAACUGGAUGUGGAACAUAUUACUAAUUUCACAAGAUCACCAGCUGCUGGUCAGAACUUCUCAUACUGGUGUAAAUGCAAAGAGAGGGCCUCACCUUCAAAAUCAAUCUGUAAGGGAGACGAUCCAUCUAUAUGUCAAACUCUAGUAACGACCAAUGAGCCUGAUAAGAACAAGAAGUUUUACAUAAAUGGUAAAGACAAGACAAAUAUUACUGUUACAAUAAGAAAUGUAACAGCAGAUGACAGCGGGACAUACUGGUGUCGAGCGACAAACAACAACCAACAAAUCUGCAACAGACUGAUCCUGACUGUAGGAUCACCAACAACAUCCACGUCUACCAUUUCAUCAACUACAGCGACGACUACAGCGACGACUACAGCAAUGACUACAGCUGCAGCUGCAGCUGCUGGGAGACGUGGCGUCUCUGAGGCCAUCAUUUCUGUGAUCGUCUGUGUGGCUGUGCUGCUUUUUGUGAUACUGAUGAUCCUAAUGUAUAAACGAUUUUCACGUUCAAAAAACACAGGAAAUGGUGCAGCAGCACGCCGUACCAAAGAGGACUGUACCUAUGACGAGAUACAGGAGCGCCUCCAGCUGCCAGACUCAGAAAAUGCAACAAACACAAUUUAUGCCACCGUCAGCUCUCCAAACCCUGUGCCCUCAACACAUUAUGCUACCAUUAACUUUCAAAACUCCGAUAAAGCUGCUGGUGAGACAGUCAGACUCGGCUACUCUGCCUGUGAAUAUUCUACUGUGAAGUUUCCCAAAUGUCGAACUGACUCGAGUGACACCCAACUGUACCCGCCGACCGAGGAGCCGCUCUACUCAACAGUCAACAAGCUAAGAAAAUGAGAUCAUUUAUUUAAAGAAUAUAGCAGAUUUAUGAAUAAAAAUAAUGUAUUUAGUGUUUGAGUCACAGUGAUUUUGUGAUGGUGUUUUGGUGCUGAUCUUCUGAGAUCUUAGAUUUUAUUUCCCUGUGAAGAUGAUUAUUAAAGCCUAUCAGGAAGAUACGGACCUGCCUCUUUCACAGGAGGAGAAGCCAACAAAGAGGUCAAGUGCUUUUGCGCCACACUGUGGUACGAUACACAACAUCCACACUUAGAGCCACUGACUUUAAACACAAUGAAUGUGAAAGUAUCCUAAGCAUCUGGAUUGAAUAAUAAUAUAUCAAAAGAAUUAGCUGUUAUUUAUAACUUAACUCUCUACAGCACAGCAUUGCUGCUGGGCAACAACAUGCCCAGUACAUGUGAAAUGAACUGAGACAACCAAUCAGAGUGUUGGAAAAAGUAUCAAAUUUCAGUCCUAUAAGAUGUUCGAGUCACUGUCGAGCAGUAUUAGUACGGUGGGGCAUCCUGUUCUGACACAUGGUCACAGGACCAGAUGAUGUGUGAAGCUGCCAUUGUAAGUGUAAUUAAAAUGACAAACUGUAAAUAAAAGAGUACAUGUGAGUGUAAGAAGAUAUAGAGGGGUUUUUUCAUGUUUCAUGCUGUGUUUUCAUUUGAAUGUUAAAAAAAUGUUUUUUCCUUCUUUCCGUUGCCCUUGUGUGAUAAAGGGAACUUUUUAAGGGAGCCAUAUGUAAUAUAUACACACACAUAUAUAUAUAUGCAUGUAUGUAUAUACCACUCCUAUGUUCUUUGUCCCACUUCAGUCUAAGAUCGUCUGUAACCAUGUAACCAAAACUAUGAAUUGUAAUUUUAAAUGGUUUAAAAGUAUAUAGAAUAGCAUAUGUAGGCAAGUAUAUUUCUCCUUUUGUUAUCAAGAAGCAAAGACAGAAAGGGGAAAAAAAGAACAAACAGGGCAGGGUUUGGUGGUUGAAUCAUCCGUCCCCACCAAUGCCAAAACCAAAUCUACGCCCUUGGACUAUAAAAGUCAAAGUGAAUUGAAUCAAGAGUAAAGAUGAGGAUUCCUGUGUGCACAGAAACAAAAAAGUGAUGUGUCUGAAGUGCAAUGUGCACCUCUGUUUUACAGCACAGAACUCUCUCUUCAACACUUUCUAUUGUUUUUAUUGCUUUCAGUUGUGUUAUGAUCUAUGAGUUAUGUUUAUAUAUAUACUGUUGUUGCACAAUAUUUCCUCUAAGCAAUGAAAAAUAUCUUGAAGAGGUUGUCUGGAAUACAUUUUUUGUAUCAGUCAGUAAAUGAUGUUAAAUCAUUUCCAGCAUGUACCACGAAAAUGUGUGCAGUAGUAGUUAAACAGUUUGCUUGACUUCAAUAUUUUCAUGCUUAAAUAUAUCCACGGUGCUGUGUGUAUCGGACAUAUUGUUUACAUCAGUGUUUUUGCUUUGUAAGAGAUAAUUUACCCCUGCUGUACAUAGAAACCGCCUGGAAACUGUCCGUCUGUCUACGGUGCAGUUUUAUGAGUUAUAAUGUGACCAGUUUUAAUCGGGGGGAUAAUUUAUCAUGUUUAUUCAACAACUGUUUGUCAGUUUUAUAUUUGUCAUACAUUUCAUUAAGAAGACACGAACUGCACGAGUAUUCUGUCUGUGAUACUAGAAUCAAUUUGUCAGUUUGUUACUAUUCUCCUUUUAAUGAGGUUUUUAAUGAGCAGCGGAUACAGUAGAUGGCAGCAUUGAGCUCUUGGUUGCCUCAGAAAAUACAACCUAAAAAUCUGUGGCAAAACAGAAAAACAAGCAAUUCCAUAAAGCAGGUUUUAGAGAUCCCAGCAAUGAAAUCAACAUUAGAGUCUAACAGGAGGUCAAAGGGGAGACAAGACUAUAUACACUUCAAAAAAAAAGAGAGAUCGCUUGGAAGACCUGAACAUUGUUUAUUGAGACAAAAUAAUUAAUGUAUUUGGUGAUUUGACUUAUUUCAGACACAACCGAAUGCAGAGGGGCAAAACUACUGGUUCAUAACAAGGCAGAGGACACCAAGAGGGGGAAACACUGAGUAGCGAAAGACCGCGUGGGGCCUGAAAACGAUGUGCAGGGAGUUCGCUGUUCCCAACGGCUCUAGUGACCCUCGAGCUCCCGACUCGCUAUCAAGGAGCACUUCGGAGCACUUUUGCAAAUAUGUGAUAUCUUGUUAAACCGAGAAGAUAUUUGAA
This is a messenger RNA of Haplochromis burtoni (Burton's mouthbrooder), 3905 nucleotides long. RefSeq lists its product as uncharacterized. The transcript has 8 exons. The record is from RefSeq and is a predicted model, not a curated record. Gene Ontology annotation, cellular component: plasma membrane. Bases 200 to 1717 code for a protein of 505 amino acids. Lineage: Eukaryota; Metazoa; Chordata; Actinopteri; Cichliformes; Cichlidae. Gene Ontology annotation, molecular function: transmembrane signaling receptor activity.